Opisthorchis viverrini is the source of this 3213-nucleotide messenger RNA. RefSeq lists its product as hypothetical. The record is from RefSeq and is a predicted model, not a curated record. Lineage: Eukaryota; Metazoa; Platyhelminthes; Trematoda; Opisthorchiida; Opisthorchiidae. The coding region runs from base 16 to 3213 and encodes 1065 amino acids. The transcript has 8 exons.
AAAAAAUGGGCUGAAAUGCUCCCUGUCCCCAAUCUCAUAUUUUCUGUAACUGCCAGGUUGUGUUUACUAUCUUUAGUUUCCAAAAUAUGUCAGGGUAAGUCCCUUUUUUCUCACAAUUCACCACUCACUAUAGGCAUACAUCCGGAUGUGUAUACUGAACCAAAGGAGCUUGGUUUCCAGGCCUAUACGGGAGAUUAUUUGUCGUCCAAGUCUCUAUACAUUAUACAACCCAAGUUAGAGGGCUCCCUCGUGGCGCAGCUUGGACCUUUGACAUCCAAGCAUUUCUACAAGAUGGCGAGCGUUUCUGUUUAUCUCAACUCGCACACAGUGUAUAUCAGGAAAUCAUACACCCCGCCACUUUAUGCGCUUUGUGCAGUAGACAACGCUCACUUGGUUGCUCAACCGGAUACUGUAUUGGUGUGUACUUUCCAACUUUAUAUUCCUUCAUCAACCCUGGUUUUCGCCAAUGCAUCCUGUUCCAUAAACUGCGUUAAUGGGUCAGAAUGUGCCGCACGACUUGACCUUGACUUCCUGAAGCUCCAGUACUCUUCGUUGGCCUCAACGUUUACCGUUAUGCUAGCAUACAACGUGACAGCCUAUCAGUUGCAGCAGGAUCGAGGCGUAGCUCAAUACAACGAACGGCCUGACAUUACAGAAUCCCUCAUUUACCACUCGCAAACGCUCCCUCCUGUUACCGUUAUAAUCCAGCCAGAACUCGCUUGGCAUAUCCUUGUGAAAGAUCACACGGAUGUACCCCUCGUACAAUGGGGACUACCGACCGUUCGCACUCAAGAUUUAUUCUCGCUUAUCCUUAGUGUCCUUCUGGAUUCUCCGGUUCAAGAGCUAAAAAUGAAAUUGGUGCUUGGACCAACUUUGCGUUACCGAUUUCAAAAUCGAGCCCCUUCCGAACAAGCCAAGUUCUGGAAAAUCCAAGUGACCUCCAAGCGAUAUGGAGCGCUAAUUCGUGUCCGACGGAUAGAUGGGGAGUCGUCCAGACACGACAUCAGCAGCCCUAAACCUAUCGCCGAUCUUGUUUUGGAAGAAGUGCCACAAACGGAUGCACAGCUACCUGCAACAUCAAGUUCACGUGAGAAAUUCGUCUCUUCUCAAGAGAACGACAUCGAUUACAUGGACUCAACCAGUUCGACAGACAGUACAGAGCUGGAGGCCCAGUUGGUUGAUAAAGCACCCACAGGACAGUUUCCUAUACAGAUACAGUUGCUGCAGCUUGUACAGGCGAACAAGAGCGAGAUAGGAACAGACAGUCCUAUCCCAACAAUCUUAUCGGUAGUCCCCGACAUGAUCCCCAAACCAGAUGCAAUGCACAUCUUUGUACAAUUUGAACCAAAGGAUACGUUAGAACCACCGUGGGUUCCUGCCAUGUCAUCACCAGAGCCCUUCAAACUGCGUGUUCUUGCUUUGACUCCAAACCCAGUUGGGUCCAAUCUGUUGGAUACAUUUGUUUCUCCCUUCGGUCCCUCUUCUGCUGGCCGCCUGACCGAUGUUACUCAUCAUGUGGUUUGCCGCCCUGUCUCCGUGCGAAGUGGACCAAACGAAAGACUAAUGGAUACUAGCUCGUCGACCAACCCCUCAUGUCCUGUAGGAAUGCAUCUGGCUCCGGCGGAGAUUGAAGAUUUGGGUCCAAUUCUCGAUCCGUCUCUCCAACAUCCAAAACAGACCUUAGUGUCCCAAAUUUCAACCAGUCUGAGUGAUUAUUUAAUGCUAGCCUUGGCUGCAACUGCUGACUCAUCUCGACAACCUUCAAUCGUCCCAAGUAUCUACGGUCCUUUGCGUUCCAGUGAACAGGUCUGGGCCUGGAGAGACUUGCGUGGACCCACUGUACGUCGGUGGAUGUUAGAAGGAUUCACCAUUCAUGUUACAAGCAAACGACUGCGACGUAUAGUGGGGUGGCGCAUCGGUGCAGUAACUGACAACGAACAAACUUUUGGUGUUAAUCGCUCAAACGAUUACGUGGAUCGUAUCGAACAAACUCCGCUUACUGUGACGGCCAGGAUUUACACUAUUCGUCCUGGUACCGGUCAGAGAGUUUAUCUCACAUCGCCCACAUCACGAUUUACUUCGCAAGACGUCUCAAUGGACAACUACCGAUCGGUGACAUCGAAAGAUCACAAUGGUGCGGAACCCAUGGAAUUUGAUGUCACCCGCAUGCUUCCUCACUGGGCGCUGGUCGUCCGACCCGUAUUGGAUAAGCAUCAACCAGCGAACCCGACACCCGCAGCUUACAUAUUCCAUGACGCUUAUAGCGGCCGUCCACAGUUGAUUGGCAGACGCCCCGGACGAGUGAUGGUCAGUCUCGUCGCCACAUCUGGAGACUCACAGCCCCUGGCCACCACGUAUAUUGAUAUUGGUAAUCCGAACGGAGGACCAGACCUUCUCAAUGUGGUCGCCAUCCGUGCUGAGUGUUUGGAUCCUUCUGUUCGGCUAUCUGGUCAUUUAUCUACAGCAAAUCUGUCAAUUGGCGCAGAGGGGACCGGAUUCGAAAAAUUACAUGUAACCGAGUUUGGCAGACCUAGUCCUUUUGGAUACCCGUCUGAGCUUCCGAAAACCUUUCCGGAUUUUAGCCUUCCCAAUCCACAACUUUUAUCCGUUCAACUUCAUGGAUCUCACUCACCCAACGACGUUUUGAUCCAAUCUGCUGCAUCCUCGGCGACCCGCAGCCCGGAGUUUCUGCGAUCAUUGCUGUACAGAGAUAAUCCGAGCAGUCGAAAGCUUCCGGAAUUUACUCGAUCUUCUUCUUCAGCCACCUGUCCAGUUCACCUACUUUCUGUUAGCUUGAUCAUGUCAGAUGGGAGUGUACUAGCCACGCAUAAUGUACCACCAGGGCAACUGCGGAUAGCUUCCUUCGGGUCAGACAUAGUUUGGGAUGCUGCCAUAUCCAUGGACUCUUCGAUGAUGCGUACAAAACGAGAUGUAGGCGCAAAAACCAGUGUUAGUGUCCGUAUAAAUAGUCUGGUUGUUUGGACACCUCGUGUGCAGUCUACAAGUGGAACCACGUUCUAUGCUGUACCUCUGGGUGCCAUGGAUGAUGUUGUCACAGCUGUUCAGGCUGGUCAUCCGCUUCGAGACCCUGGACCGCCAUUGCCACCAUCGAAAUUGAUCGUCAACGAAGACCCGUCAACACGAUCAGAUGGUCGAAGAAGUAGUGGACUCCGGCCAAACGAACCAGUUUGGAACGACACGGAACGUCAUUAA